Molecule: messenger RNA, 2288 nt
Organism: Octopus bimaculoides (California two-spot octopus)
Lineage: Eukaryota; Metazoa; Mollusca; Cephalopoda; Octopoda; Octopodidae
Product: ectonucleoside triphosphate diphosphohydrolase 8
Biological process (GO): nucleoside diphosphate catabolic process
Cellular component (GO): plasma membrane
Molecular function (GO): UDP phosphatase activity; ribonucleoside triphosphate phosphatase activity; GDP phosphatase activity
Source: RefSeq, a predicted model, not a curated record
AUACACCCAUCACCACCACUGCCGCCACUACCACCACUAUCGUUGCCACAACUACCACCACUACCAUCAUCAUCAUCAUCAUCAUCAUCAUCAUCAUCAUCAUCAUCACUAUCACUACCACCACAAUCAACACCGUCUCCUCCUCCUACUCCACUACCACCACCAACGACACCACCACCCCUACCACUACUACCACAACGUCUACUUCACCCCAUCGACCAGCGCCUCUACUUUCUGCCGUCAGUGACUGUGGCAGAUGCUGUUAUCAGAAGCUACCUUCGGAAUCUUUAAACUGUCUGUCACAGAAAGACCAAGCUCACACACUUAAAGAGGUGGCCCAUCGCUUUUCUACCAGGCAGCUAUAACAUAACAUAAUAUAUAUAUCACACAUAUAUAUAUAUAUAUCGCAUAUAUAUAUAUAUAUAUAUAUAUAUAUAAAUAUAUAUCACAUAUCUAUCUAUCUAGACACAUCAUCUCUAUAUAUCUCAUACAACUUAUAAUCAACUAACUACCCGUUUCAUAUCCAGAAUAAAAUAUCAGGAUGAUCCAGCAUUGGUAAGUUUCUUAUUUUUAAUUUCUGGUUUGGCCUUUCCGGGUUGAAGACUCCAACAGAAACUUAAACACGGUUUACAUUUAACACAAUUCGUGCAGGAUUACCUUAAGACUCACUCUGAUUGGAUCGUAUCUCUGCAUAUAUAUAUCACGAGCACAAAGGUCACUGGCUGGAAUCGAACUCGGAAUCUUGGGGUUGGUAGCCUGCGUUCUUAACCACUACGCCAUAUGCCCGUGGAAUUAUAUAAUAAAAUUAAGAUAUUUUGUGGACGUAUAAGCAAUAUAUUGUACAUAACUUUUAGCAACAAAAUCUUAUCCGGACCCACCAAGGUCCAUUUGGACCUCGACUGAGAGCCACUGGUGUUUGCAUAAUGGAUGAAUCUGUACCAGGACCUGUUCCUUCUGCGCUCUCGAUCACAUUGGACAGCAAGAUGAAGCCACCCGUCUAUGUUGGGCUGUGUAUGCCUUUGAAAGAUUCAUGGAUGUCUCGGCGUCGCCACUUCUCUCAGUCAAUGUCGCACACACAACUACACACGCUUAUCUUCGUCACCUUUAUGUGCCUAUUCGUCAGGUGUUGCACUAGCGGUGCAACGCCACUCGACUACAAAUACAGCGUUUUCAUGGACGGGGGCUCCACAAGUACUAAACUCAGGAUAUACAAAUGGCAGACACCCAGUUUACGAGACGAUAUACCACACUUCACUCAGAUCAGUGUGUCUCGUUAUACCCCGGGUAUCAGCGAAUACAGUGACAACCUCACAGCUAUAGCAUCCUAUAUUCGUCCCAUGAUUCUCGAGUCGAUGGAACUCGUGCCAAAAGAUCUCCACAAAAUAACUCCGAUAUAUUUCAUGGCCACAGCUGGUAUGUGCUCUUUUUUUUUGUUUUACAUUAAAAUCUAUUCAGUCUUUUACGGUCGUAUAUGCUGCGUUUAUUUCGUUUCUAUCUCUGUUCUCUUUCUUCUUUGCAGGAACACCAGUGUGGGAGUUCUUGAAAUGGGUGGUGGUUCCACUCAAAUCGUUUUCGUUCCUAAAACGCCUAUCUAUGCCAACAAGUUUAUCACCCAUAUUGGUUCCACUUACUACCAUACCUACGCACACAGUUAUCUAAAUUUUGGACAAGCUUAUCUAAUCGAACGAGUCCAAGAUCAUCUUCUCCAGCAAAGCGGUACAAAUGACAGUGUCUUAGACCCGUGUCGCCUAAGGGGUGACAACGCAACAGUCAGCGACGAAAACGGCCGAUCUGUAAUAAUGAUCGGAAACGGAAACGCAGAAAGCUGCCGGGAAAUUCUAGAAGAUUUCUUGAACAAACAGCCGCCGUCCGAUUGCAGUCCGAAACCGUGUAGUAUAGGUACCACUUAUCAAUCUCCGCUUGGUGAUACCAUAUUCUACGCCGUUUCUGCCUUUGUUUAUCCAACCAAUCAAAUCAAUUCCACAGAUGCCGACGAACGUCUUAACAUGGAUCUGAUGAUUAAAAAUACGAAAACCUAUUGUGAAAUGACGAUAGAUGAGGCUGUUGAAGUGACUGGUGCUACACCCAAAUAUGCCUCGAACAACUGUAUCAGCGGAGUGUUCAUACCAUUACUUCUGAAGAACGCUUACGGCUUUCCCCAAAACACAACCUCAAUUUAUAUGAAGAAAACAAUCAACAAUAAAUCACCAGGUCACAUCGAAUGUUUAUUUCUAAUUUUAUUAUUCCCUCUACUUUUUUUUUGUUUUAUUUAGCUUUCUUUUCUUUUU